This is a messenger RNA of Paramuricea clavata, 4561 nucleotides long. The record is from the annotation of a GenBank genome assembly. NCBI's taxonomy places the organism in Eukaryota, Metazoa, Cnidaria, Anthozoa, Malacalcyonacea, Plexauridae.
GGGACGACGCUAGCUCUGCAAAAUCACGCCGGUAAGUAAGGCGUUACUUUAAAUAGAAGUUCCCAGAGAGACUUUCACAGAUGUAUAGACUGGGAAGAAAUAGAUCUAUUCUGAUCAGUACUGCUAAAAUUGUGCAUUUCUUGAAUAUAUGGGACCUGUUUAUGGUGAAUCGUGCUAUUUAAAUAUUAACAUGUACUUGUAGUUGAGGAAAAGUUACGUAUAGUACAAAAACGAAGGAGACGCAUGCAAAAGAGUAAAUCAAGUUCGCGACAUUGAGUAAAGAGUAUAAAUGUAUGUUUUGUUAAACGAAAAUUGCUGCUUUGAAGCCCUUCAGGGCCUUAAUUUCAUUACUUGGACAGCGCAAAAUUCUUGUGCAGGUCGGGGCAAAUAAUAUCCCAGUUCCAUUAGGUAGGGGGGGGGGGGGAGAUCAUCGAGAAAAGCUGCAUACGAACAACUUCAGAUCUAAAAAGCUUUGCUCAUGCUGAGGGAUAGUUAAUGAAAGGAGAAAGGAUCGUCAUUUUAACAAUCAUGUUUCAUUAAGCUCGAUCGUAAUUUCCUACCAAUUUUGUCUUUUACUGGGAAAAUGCAAAUAGUUAUGGGAAGGGGAAAUGAAAGGCUUUAUUUAUAUUCUGGCAUUCCUUUGUUUAGACCAGAAGAAGAUAAGAAGGCGAAAGAGGAAGAGGAACGUAGAAAGAAAAAACAGGAGGAAGAAAGAAAACGUCGUGAAGCAGAGCAACAACAACAACAGGAGGUUGUAUAUCUUGAUUAACCUAAAGAAACCGUAUAGAUAAACAGAAUCUGGAUUUUGGUCAAGAAAUAGUGGUACUUGUAAAUUGCGGAUGCAAAUAUGUUGCUUAUUGUUGUUGUUAGGAGGAGGAAGAAGAGGAGGAGGAAGAAGAAGCUUCCCCACCUGCGAAGGGCGGUGACAAGACUGAUGGUGCCAAGACUGCUUUUGAUAAAAUUGAUGAUGAUAGAAAACGUAAGUCAUGUCUUAUAUAUAUUGACUUUAUUGGUAGCAUCGUGUUGUACAAGGAAGGCAUGAAUCACUUGCCUGACCAUUCACAACUCAAAACGAAACGUGCGAGCGAGGUUGUAAUUCCCGUACAAAGCAGAGUGGUCACUUUAAAGAUAUUAUGUAGGUGAAAUCUGAGCGGCUAAAGGGAUAUCAGUUAAAGGUAGCAAAACAUUCAAUACAUGCGAUCGACAAGAUUAGGCUGAAAACUUGGCAUGUUUUAUUUCACCUUUCCCUAAGAUGGCCUGUGGAAGAAACGAGAUUUAUGACUUUGUGUUUGCCGUGUGAUUUUACGGCAAUUUUAUUGUAACUCUUGCAAGCAUUCUUUCAUUUUAACCAAGGAAAUAACAUAUACUCGAACAUUUAAAAUUGACCAACAAACCAUAAUACACGGUCCUUUCGUACGUCCUUGCAUGUCCGUUCGUGAAUAUAUGAAAUGUUCUGAUUUAUCUUAUGGGGACUCCAUUGUCUGCAGCUUGCCAGACGUUUGUAUGUUUGUCAGUCGUAUCUAAUUGACGUGACUGUUUCAUUAUUUUAUAUAUUUUAACCACGAUAGGUCGAAUCAUUGAUUCUCUGAUUGACCGUUUGUAUGAGCUUGCUGAAGAAAGAGAUGCGAAGAACAAACCCGCUGCAAAGACCGCUACAUCCGGGGCAUCAACUGCUGACAUCAGCUCACUGGAUCUCAAAGUGCGCUCACUGCGCACGCGUCUGCGUAAUGCAGAGAAUGCUACGGAGAGUCUUGCCAAACAACAGAAAGAUGUCGAAAUGAAAAUCAAACUGAACCAUCAAGAGGUUAGUAGUAAUAACCAAAGAUCUGUGUGAAUUUUAAUAGAACUGAGAGAAAUGAAUCAAAGAUUACAUGUGCUAACAGAAUAAUCGCGUACAUGACCAAAUUUAUCAAUAAAGGAAUACCGAAUGGUUUUCCGUGCAGGAUUGCGUGAUCCAUGCACGAGGGAUGUUGCGAGACUUUCGGAAAGCGUAAAAAUACACGAGCCGUAGGCGAGUGUAUUUUUACGCUUUCCGAAAGUCGAGCAACAUCCCAAGUGCAUGGAUCAUGCUAUCCUGCACGGGAAAACCAUUUGGUAAUUGUUUUAUAAAAUUACUACAGUGAAACGACGCUUAACUUGAUUAAAAUUACUGAUGAAAUGUGCAGUUCUCACAACAUUCGUGAAUUAACCAAUCAGAGAAUCGCUUCUCCACGCUAUUGAAAACAACAACAUAUGUGAACAGAAUUUGAUCGCAAAUUCGCGAAAAUAUACAGCGAAAAUACAGGGAUUUUUUCGAUAAAAUAUACGAAAUUUGAAAUGGAAAACCCGCUACACAGAGAGCCAAAGUAUUUUUCAAGAUUCUCGACCUGAAUAUGUGAAGAUUGCGAAGCGUUUGAUCAACUUUGAAGCGAGAGAUGUUGUACUUGCAUGCCAUGGUCUGAUGAAUUUCAACGCUACGCAUUGCUACUUGCUGAACAGUAAUGUAUCGAUCAGAAAUUUAUUCAUACAACUAAACCAACGACUCAAUAAUUGCAAACUUACUUCAUAGUCGAAAGGUAUGGUACAAUGAAACUUUAUAAUGCGAGUAUAUUUCUAAAAUUAUGUGCAAGAAUUUUUGUUCAGAAUUUCCCGUGCAAGAUUGUCUGAUCCUGCACGGCUGUUGACCAAUCAAAUUGCGUGUUUCACUGUAGUUAUUAUAUAAUACGGAUUUCCACUUACACAGUACUUGAUUUAAUGCAAUGGAUAAGGUACCAUUUUACGAAUUGGUGCAUGGUCAAGGACGCCCAGUAUUAUAUCCAAGAAAUAAAUGGGAUUUUAAACAUGAACGAGGGAACACGCCCAACGACAGUCAGAACAAUAUUCUCAAAUACACUACUGUAAAAUAAAGUUGCUGUGUUUUGUGCGUUCUAUGAAUUUAAUACUGUUUCUGGAAAUUGAAACGAAAGACUUUCCGAAUGAAAGUCGGUCGAGCCAAAUAUUAGUACCAUUUGUCGCUGCCUGAAAUCUCUGUUUUGAUUUGAAGUAUUUCUUUUCCACGAGAUAUCAAACAUCAUUGUGUUAAUAGCCGUUGGUUUGCCAUUCAUAGCCAUAGCUAUUGUCGCCCUGGGCCCUUCAACGAGGAACGUCUCAUGUAUCGUUGGUCUGUUUCCUGCAUGAGUACAAUAUAGUAUAUAGAAGCUCAAAUCUUCUUUGAAUCGGUAUUAUGAAUUAAUUAAUUAAUUAAUGGUAUCAUUAAACAAAGAGUGCUUUAUAAUUUUAUCUGUAGGUGGAACGACUUCGCAAGGAAUACGCUGCAAGUGAGGCCGAGUAUAACGAAGCCAUUAAGAAUGGUGCUGUGGUGCCCGAGGCACCAAAACGUGGGCGAGGUACGGGCGCUGGAAAGGGCGCAGGCUUCUUUGAUGUUGUCAAGAAAGCUCAGUCAUCGCUUUGGGAAGACAAAUUCCGCGCAUUCAAAGAGAAACAACGAGAAUCAGCAUCGGUAAGUUGUACUACUGCAAGUAAAAAUACACUAUUCGCAAAUAAUGUAGUCUAAACGUUUUAUCUAAAGGCCAAAAUUUACAACCGAAAACCCUGGAGGUCUAAGUGUGAAAAGUAAAGUGGUUUUUGCCACUUUUUAACGCUUGUAUUUGUUCAUACAUUAAUUUGCAAAGAAUAAUUUUCAUUCCACAUUUCGAAAGGUAAUCUUUUGCAUUGGAUUAGUUAAAAUGUACCUGGUUACCAUAAAUUAAUUAUUAUUUUCUAAUUGCCGGUACCGGCAGCAAAUGUUUGAUUAACAUAAUCCAGACGGUGCUUUUUUGGUCUUUUGACCAUGGUGGAAGGGGGGCGAUGGGGAAUAUUAAUUUUAAAUUUUACAAUAUUCAUAUUUAUAUUGCUACCAACAAAAUAAUUAUUCCUACUCAAAAACUUUACUUUAAAACUUGUUACUCAAUAUCCAAAAUUCAUCUUCUACCCAAAUACGAUUAAUAGUGUGUAGUCGGGUAUAUUGAUGUUGUGUUUUUCAACUAUACUGUUUUUAUGUCAAAUUGGACAAAGAUAUCCAUCCCAGUACAGGCCAUGAAACAUUCGUAUGGAAAAUUGUAUCCCAUUUGACUGAGAUCCCACUUAGCUCAUGGUGAGAUCUCACCUAGUCGGGCUGGCCCGUUUCACAUAUGAAAACAAAAUGAAUUUUAUAUGCUUUGUCAAAGGGAAUGUAAAUGUAGUUUUCCAUUUAGCUGCCCCCACGUUAAACUGACCCUAAGAAACCGAUUGCAAAAUCAGGAAUAGUGUAAUGGUAAUGAAUGAAUUGUUUUCAAAUUGCGGUUAUCGUCAUGGACAUUGUCAUUGUGUUUGUUAGAACCAACCAGCGUGGGUGAACAACUUGCGUAAGAGCGACAAUAUCAUUGGAACCACUGUAAUGAAACGUGAAGACCCCGAGAAGAAAAAAGAAAAAGCAGCCUGGCAAAAUCAACCCAAGCUUCACAAGGCUGUCAUUGAUCCACGUGCCAAGAAAGAGGCUGAACCUGCGGGAGCAAAGAAACCCGCAUGGUCAGGUGUGUCUUUAAAGAAGGCUGAAAAGAAGUAG